Cervus elaphus (red deer) is the source of this 5185-nucleotide messenger RNA. RefSeq names its product sosondowah ankyrin repeat domain family member C (gene SOWAHC). The record is from RefSeq and is a predicted model, not a curated record. The transcript has a single exon. Gene Ontology annotation, molecular function: protein binding. Bases 825 to 1985 code for a protein of 386 amino acids. Lineage: Eukaryota; Metazoa; Chordata; Mammalia; Artiodactyla; Cervidae.
AGGAGUCGAGGAGGGAGGGGCGGGGAGAUGAGAGGAGCGGUCCAGCGGCCUCCAGUGAGCUGGGGCUCCUGGGCGGCCUGCGAGUCAGGGCUCCCAGACACCUCCUCGAAUUGGGUCAGUCACAGGAGUGCCCAGAUGUUUUAGAACGGCGGUCCAGAACCUUUUGGGCACCAGAGACCCUUUCAUGGAAGAUAAUAUUUUCACAGAUGCGGGGAGGGGAAAGAUGGUUUCGGGAUGAUUUAUACACAUUUAUACACACAAAUAUACACACAUAUUUAUUGUACACUUUUUCUAUUAUUAUAUCAGUUCCACUUCAGAUCAUCAGGCACUAGAUCCCAGAGGUUGGGGACCCCUAUUUUAGAGGAUGACCAGUAAGCGCCUGGGAGAGGAUGGAGCACAAUUGCUAAGUUAGAAAAAGAGGCGGGGAGGAGCGGCCAUGGCUCCUCAGACCUUUGGGCGGGGCUGAAGCACUGAUUGCUGCUAGUACAGGGCCGGAAGUGGGCGUGUCAGGGCGUGUCCUCUGGCGGGAGCGACCAUUGCGGCCAGUGCAGGGGCCGGAAGUGGGUGGGGCCAGGGGUGUCCAAGGGAAGGCACUAAAUGCAGCAGGUUCGAGGACCCAAAAGAGGUGGGGCGGAGUGGGGCGGGGCCCGCGGGAGCAGUAAGGCGGCCUCCUAGGAGGCCGGAAGUGGGUGGGGCCCCCCGACGGGGGCGUGUCCGCGGGCGAGGCAGGGGGGCGGUGGCUGUUAGUCCCGCGGCUGAGGCGCGCUAGGAACUUGCCGAGCGGCCGCCGCGUAGGUCCUGAGCCAGCCAGGUUCGCUAUCGAGAUGGAGGGAUCCGUCAAGGGCAGGGCUCAGGAUCUGCAGGCCGAGCUGGAGCAGCCCGUCGGGGGCGCCGUGGGCGGGUCGCCCGAACAGCGCGCCAGCGUCCGCGGCCGCCCCAAGGAGCCAGAGGACGAGGCGGGAGACCGCGCGGACCCCUUCGAUCCCGUGGAAGGCAUCCCGAACGCGCCGCUCGGAAGGCGACCCCGCGGUGGCCCGGUGGGGGAAGGUGCGCGGCCCGAAGCGCUGGGCGAUGCGCCCCCCACGCCGCGGCCUGGCCGCACCGCGCCCCGGGACCCCGCUGCAGGCGGCUCCCCUCAGCUGCGGCGCGGCCCCGGGGGCGCGGACGGCGCGGCGGCCGAGGAGGAGGGCGCGGGCUCGCUGACGCUGGAUCCGCUGGAGCACGCGUGGAUGCUGUCGGCUGCCGACGGCCGCUGGGACAGCCUGGAGGGGCUGCUGGCCUGUGAGCCUGGGCUGCUGGCCAAGCGCGAUUUCAUCACCGGCUUUACCUGCCUGCAUUGGGCAGCCAAGCACGGCCGGCAGGAGCUGCUGGCCCUGCUGGUACGCUUCGCGGGCCAGCACCGGCUGCCGGUGAACAUCAACGCGCGCACGAGCGGCGGCUACACAGCGCUGCAUCUGGCGGCCAUGCACGGGCACGUGGAGGUGGUGAAGCUGCUGGUCGGGGCCUACGACGCGGAUGUGGACGUGCGUGACUACAGCGGCAGGAAGGCCUCGCAGUACCUGAGCCCGAGCACCGCCGAGGAGAUCCGGACGCUGGUGGGCGCCCUAGACGAGGACGAAGGCGAGAGCGCGGCGGGCAGCGGGGGAGGGCGCUGGAGGCUCUCGAGGGUGCUGCCCUCGCACCUCAUCUCCGGCAGGCUCUCCCACGCUCUGGAGGACGGCGGGGACCAUCACCACCACCUGGCCGAGGGGUUGGCGGCGAGCAAAGCGAAGGAGCCGAGUCGCAAAGUCUCGGGCAGCUCUAGUGGGCGGAUGAAACCCAGACUCAACAAAAUCCGCUUCCGAACCCAGAUCAUCCACACCACACCCUCUUUCAGAGACCCAGAGCAGCCUCUGGAGGAGGGGGAGGACGAGGAAGAGGACCGGUCUCUUAAAGGCCAUUCGUCCUCUUUCAAAUUGAGACCCAAGUCCAAUGUAUUUGGGUAAAAAUCAUUUCUUUUAGAAAGUUCUGAGACUUGUUUGUCGGCAGGAAUAGGAUACUAGGUGUAGACAAGAAAGUGAGACCAGAAAAGACGCUGAAGGCUGCAUUCUUAAUCCGAGGGGUCUCCCCAGCAAUGUGGCUGCAGUGGCUUUCCCAGUGAUUCCUCCAACCUUGACUUCGGCCCCCUGCCCCCUACAGCCUCUCUGCCCUGGAGUCGCUGUUUCGGAGGGCUAGUAAUGUAACUAAAUCCGGUGCAGAGUUGAUGAUUGCAGGUUUCUUUGAUUUAAACAUUGCCGGUUGCCAUGCAAAGUAAGGAAUAUUGCACUUUACAGUAUCUUUUUUAAAGUGGUUACUCUUCCAAAAGCUUUCCUUGUGGCUCAGCUGGUAAAGAAUCCAACUGCAAUGCGGGAGACCAGAGUUCAAUCCCUGGGUUGGGAAGAUCCCCCUGGAGAAGGGAAAGGCUACCACUCCAGUAUCCUGGCCUGGAGAAUUCCGUGGACCGUAUAGUCCAUGGGGUCGCAAGAGUCGGACACGUCUGAGCGACUCUCACUUUCACUUUGCACUCUUCCAAGAGCAAUAAGAUAGGCAAGUAGUAAUGAACUGGUAGUAUUUGUAAGUGUAAACAAAACUACAUACCGCCGUCUGUUUUUACUAAUUGCAUUUGCUUUAAGAUACUACUGAUGGCCAGGUCAGUUUACAUGCACAAAUACUAAUUAGAGAAUAAUGUGAAUACAAUUGGGAAUUCUGUUGGUACCCUACUUGUAAGUUGUGUUCAACUCUUCAAAAGCUGUUUCAGCUUUAACCACUGAACUGAAAAUACAGGCAACAUUCACUUUUGAGUUAAUCUGUUGGGUGGUUUCUUCUUAACUAUCUCUAACACCCCUGCACUCAGUAUUAAGGUACAUUAUUAAUAACUACAGGGCUUCCCUGAUAGCUCAGUUGGUAAAGAUUCCACCUGCAUUGAGGAGACCCCAGCUAAGUUCCUGGGUGGGGAAGAUCUGCUGGAGAAGGGUUAGGUUACCCACUCCAGUAUUCUUGGGCUUCCCUUGUGGCUCAGCUGUUGAAGAAUCCGCCUGCAAUGCCGGAGACCUGGGUUUGAACCCUGGGUUAGAAAGAUCCCUUGGAGAAGGGAAAGGCUACCCCAUUCCAGUAUUCUGGCCUGGAGAAUUCUGUGGAGUGUAUAAUCCAUGGGGUCUCAAAGACAGUCUGACAUGACUGAGCGACUUUCACUUUAGUAACUACACAAGUUUUUAUUUAAGAAAACACUUGUAACAACCUAUGGUACUCCUAAGAAAAUAUUGCCUCUGGUUCUUAUUCUCACAAACUUGUUUUGCUCUUGUAAAAGUCUGAAUUUUUCGGAGUUUUUGUUCUGGGGCUUAUAUAUACAACCGUUGGUUCUACUUGAUGUGACCCUCUUUGUGCUUAGAGUUGAAUUGCCUACAGAAACUGUUGCUGGUUUAGGUGAUGAGCAAAAAUUGAUGUAAAUGUUAGCUGAUGCUUCUAUGAAGUAAUUAUAAAAUCAACUUAAUGAUUCUCACAUAAGGUACACUUUUUAUUUUCAAAUGAAAUACAUUCAUAAUCUCAAUACUUUGUAGUAGUGUUUUGCAAAUGUUUAAAAUACUAAAUCCUUUUAGUUUUCAUGUUUCUUUGAAUCUAUUAGAGACAUAGAGUGAAGGUAUUGGGAAGCUGGCUAGUAAAUCUACCCAGUUAAAAAUAGCACUUUAACCAAAAAAAGGGAAAGAUAAUAGAUGGGACAUUUUCUAUAUUUAAAUGCUGCUGGCUAUUGAAUCCUUUUAUAUAUAGGUGAAAAAUAUCAUUCAUUACAAUUAAACACUUAAGUGUACUUAAUUACAUUUCAUUCAAAUAUGUUAGGGUGAAUGUCUUUAUAAUUAUUGUUAAAUUUAAUUCAGAAACAUUAAAUUCACUUGUAAUAGGAUUCAAAGUAAUUUGUGAGAGACCUAAUUCCAAAAACUCCUUCUCCCUUGGUCUUUUUUGUGUCACAGUUCCUGAAACAUGCAUUUUGCAGCCUAUGGAGAUGACAGUGUGUGUUCAUAGCUUGCAGAGUGAAUGAACCAAUACAUGAAUUGCACAGAACUGCAGUGUUUAGAGAAUUCUUAAAUCUUUGAUUUCCCAAAUUGUAAAAAUUUGUAACAAAUUGGUCACACCUCUCUAGAUAGCAGUUGAAUUUGUUUAAAGGCUAAUGAAAAGUAUCCAUAUAAACUAUUGUCCAUUCAUGUGCCUUUAGUUUUGUUUUAGGAUUACGGGAAUGGGCUAUGUACAUUUGAGAAGCACUUUUAUCCAUACAUGUAGGUGAAAAACAAUCUAAUUUUGUAUAAAUUAAAAAUAGGUUCCUAUCUAGUACAGGAUAAGUUGUAAUCUGUCACCAAGUCUUAGGCUUACAGAAGCUGAAGUGAGCCGUAAAAACACUGCAGAACCACCUCUAUGUUCUCCUGAACAGUGUUAAUCUCUUAAAUGUGUAUGGUUGGUUUAGUCACUCAGGCAUGUCUGACUCUUGCAACCCCAUGGACUAUUGCCUGCCAGGCUCCUCUGUCCAUGGAAUUUUCCAGACAAGAAUACUGGAGUGGGUUGUUGUUAGUACCUAACUGCACAAAAUCUAUAAUUUGCUAGAUCUUUAGAAACUGAAUCAAUGCUUAACUUGCUUUUCACUUUGAAGAUUUUAACUUUUCUGAUAAAAUGUACUUUAAAGUUUCAAAAAUCAUUCCUGGGGGAACAAUAUCUAGGAUUCCUUGUCAUGAGGUACUUUUGUGCAGUAAGUACAGCAUUUUCAGCUACUUAACUCUGUUCCUCUUUUUUUUUUUAAUUUCCAAAUUGAGAUUAUGAAAAGCAAGUGAUUUAUGUAGUUUGGUAUUUGUGGAGUUAUGCCUGCCAUUAAUGGAAAUAUGUAUGUCAUUUACUCAGAGGUUGUUGAUAUGAAACUGGUUAGAAAAUCCAGGUAUGUCCAUGUGUUUCUUCCAGGUGCAGUGGAGACUAGUGAGUCUGUCCCUUCACUAUUAUGGUAUAUAAAGUGCAGCUAGCUUAUACAACUUGAACAUGUGGUGCUAUUUUAUUCAUGUCUGAAAACUUGGCAUCCAAUAGGCCUUGUCUCUUAUUUUUCAAAUAAGUGAAACUUUGGGAGUUCAGAAAGUAAAAUCUAUGAAGUUUAUUUUGUCAGAAUAAAAGAUUCACACUAGAUUUUCCCUCUGAA